This is a messenger RNA of Trichosporon asahii var. asahii CBS 2479, 219 nucleotides long. RefSeq lists its product as uncharacterized. NCBI's taxonomy places the organism in Eukaryota, Fungi, Basidiomycota, Tremellomycetes, Trichosporonales, Trichosporonaceae. The transcript has 2 exons. Gene Ontology annotation, cellular component: cytoplasm. The record is from RefSeq and is a predicted model, not a curated record. Bases 1 to 219 code for a protein of 72 amino acids.
AUGCUCGGACGCCUCUUCCACCUCGGCUUUGACGCUAUUGCCGUCUCGACCAUCCUCAGCGGCGUCAAGAAGACGACUGGGUUUGCCCCCGACGUCGAGCAGAUCCCGGAACCGACAGUGCGCUCCGUCGCGCAGUCGUACCUCUCGCUCGGCGACUCGUGCUUCAACUUUAUCGCCGGACAGAGCGUCACGAGCAAGUACUUUACCAAGGUCAACUAA